This is a messenger RNA of Chelonia mydas (Green sea turtle), 2944 nucleotides long. It is a transcript of the gene IL22RA2, whose product is annotated as interleukin 22 receptor subunit alpha 2. Gene Ontology annotation, molecular function: protein binding; interleukin-22 receptor activity. The transcript has 5 exons. The coding region runs from base 48 to 785 and encodes 245 amino acids. Lineage: Eukaryota; Metazoa; Chordata; Testudines; Cheloniidae. The record is from RefSeq and is a predicted model, not a curated record.
UUUAAAGUAGUGAUACAUUUGGUUAUAUAUGACGAAGAGCUACAGAGAUGCUCUCCAUCCAUGCAGCUGCUCUUCUAACCGUGCUGAUUAAACGCUACCCCCUGUACUUAUUGAUACAUUUGCUUUGGACUGGUGUAACUGUUUCAGGAAAUCGAGAAUUGCAGGAAUUAAUUAAACCACAAAAGGUCGAAUUUCACUCAUUAAACUUCAACAAUACUUUGCAUUGGCAUCCUGGGAGGGCUGCCACAGGUGACAUCAUCUACUUUGUGCAGUACAAAGUAUAUGGGCAAAGCCUAUGGAAAAAUAAAGAAGAAUGUUGGGGUAUUCAUGAAGUUUUUUGUGACCUAACACAUGAGACAUCUGAUAUCGGAGAACCUUAUUAUGGCAGAGUGAAAUCUCUUUCAGCUGGAGUCCAUUCAGAUUGGAUCACCAGUAGCAGAUUUACUCCGUGGAGGGAAACAAAAAUAGGACCUCCAUCAGUAAAUGUGACUCCUAGAAACAAAUCCAUAAAAUUAAAGCUCCAGGCUCCAAAUUCACCUUAUACAAGGAGAAGAGGCAGCAAGAUACCAAUGACAAACUAUUAUGAUCUAUCCUAUCGAGUGUUUCUAAUCAGCAACAUGCUAGAUGAAAAAAACAAAAUACUGGUGUAUGAAGGAACAGACAAAAUUGUUAAAAUAGAAGGUUUGAAACCUGAAGUCAGCUACUGCAUAGUGGUUGCAACCUACUUGCCAGUGCUGGACCGCAGCAGUGUGUACAGCAGUAGGAAAUGCACGGUACCUCUAUGACAUGGUAAGUGAACAAAAGAGGAGCUGCAUGGGAUCCCAGAAGCUAGAGAUGGUAAAGACCUACCAAACUACCUAGUCCAUGCCCUUGCCAACACAAGAUAGAACAAAAGGUCAUAUGAAACUGCUACUGUAUUUGAAACUCAAGCAAUAUACCCAAAGCUUUCACGCACUUCUCUCAAAAGCAGAAGAAAUAUGGUAGGUACAGUACGUUUGAUUAUUUGCUUGUUGACAUUAGUGCUUAGAUCACCAGGAAAAACCCUCAUAUAAAUAGAUUAGGAAUGCCCCUUAUUUCCCUGUGAUUAAAUAUAGAUACACAGUAUUAUUUCCAUCAGCUUUGAUGGCCUGGAAGUAACAAAUAACUCAGACCUGUAACUUAGGGUAUGUCUACACUUGCAGAGUUUUUGCACUGUAAGUUUCACCGGUGAUAGGAAACCAGUGAAAGUAAAGCGCUGGUUUGUGUACUCACUUAAUUCUUCAGGCUUCAGACAGUGUUUGCCUUAGCAGCACUUGCAUCACCGAUGAGAGCAGUGCUCUAGGGCAGCUAUCCCACAGUGCAGCGCUCUCGAUAGGUCUGGAGGGGUGGGGGAGUUUGAGUAAAAGGCAUUCUGGGUCCCUGCUCUGUCCCCUUUGAUGCACUGGUUCAUGUCCCAGCAGCCCCAUUACUUUCUUGUUUCUUUCACGACAUUUUUUAAAACCCCCUGCUGUCUGGCUUCUUUCCCUGCCACAUCUACAAUCAGGAAUGGAUCCUGCACUGCUGUCCACUAUUCUGAUAGCUGUCACUUGCACAUCGCACAUAGCAGUGCAGCUGUUCUUAAACUUGCAAAGAGAACUGCAGUCAGAGUUGCCCGGUGAGCUGCCUGAAAUGGAAAUAAGUAACAUUCGAUUGCUUUUGGCAUUAGCUGAGGACCCGAGCACUGUGGACCCGAGCACUGUGGACCCGGUGUUUUUGGGCUAGGGAAACUAGCUCAGAGUGGUGGGAUUGUAUCAUUAUGCAUGUCUGGGAUGACGACCAGUGGCUUCAAAACUUUCGGAUGCGGAGAGCCACCUUCAUGGAACUGUGUACUGAGCUUUUCCUAGACCUGUGUCGCAAGGACACCAGACUGAGAGCUGCACUCACUGUCGAGAAGCUUGUGGCAAUCACAUUGUGGAAGCUGGCGACUCCAGACAGCUAUCGGGUGGUUGCAAACCAGUUUGGAAUGGGAAGAUAGACCAUUGGUGACAUGGUAACUCAAGUGUGCAAGGCCAUUAAUCGCAUCCUACUGCACAAGACCGUGACUCUUGGAAAUGUGCGUGACAUUUUGAAUGGCUUUGCAGAAAUUUGCUUCCCUAACUGUGGUGGAGAGAUAGAUGGAACCCACAUCCCUAUUGUUGCCCCGGCCCACCUUGGCACAGAGUACAUAAAUUGUAAGGGGUACUUCUCCAUGGUUUUUCAGGCACUAGUGGAUCAUCAUGAGUGUUUCACUGAUAUUAAUGCUGGGUGGUCCAGAAAGGAUGUAUGACGCAUGUAUCUUUAAAAACACUGGCCUGUACAGAAAGCUGCAAAUGGGGACUUUCUUUCCAGACCAACGGCUCACUGUUGGGGAAGUGGAAUUGCCCAUUGUGAUCCUGGGAGACCCAGCUUACCCACUGAUGCCAUGGCUCAUGAAGCCAUACACAGGAAACUAGAUGUCAGUAAGGAAUGUUUCAACAACAGGCUGAAUAGGUGCAAAAUGGCUGUCGAACGUGAAUUUGGCUGUUUGAAAGCGCGCUGGAGAUAUUUGUAUUGUAGACUAGAAAUGAGUGAGGAAAAUAUUCCCACAGUUAUUGCGGCGUGCUGUACUUUACAUAACGUUUGUGAGGGGAAGGGCGAAAGGUGUACUCAUACGUGGAGCCUGGCGGCCGAACGCCUGGCUGCUGAGUUUCAGCAGCCAGAUACUUGGGCUAUUAGAGGGGCACAACGUGUGGCAGUUAGGAUCCGGGAUGCCUUGGGGGGAAAGUUUUUUUGAAAAUGAAAAUCAUUAAACUUUGCUGCUAUGCUUGGGAAAGGAAGUGUCAACAGCACGUGCUGUGCUGCCUGGCGGUUCUGUCUGCGAUUUCAGUGACGUUGAAGUGCUAGAUGACUUGUAGCUGUGCUGACGUGUACAGAAAUGUGAACACACAAAUAAAGCUCGCUUCUUUUU